Vicia faba (fava bean) is the source of this 528-nucleotide messenger RNA. The record is from the annotation of a GenBank genome assembly. NCBI's taxonomy places the organism in Eukaryota, Viridiplantae, Streptophyta, Magnoliopsida, Fabales, Fabaceae.
AUGAGAGGAGGAGACAUCAUAUUUUGUAAAACCAAAAACAGAAAUGGCGAGAAGGAUUUUUGCUUCAUCUUCUACAAACCUCACUUCCUCUCUCUGUACCAUUCCAUCUCCAUCCACCACAUCCAACCCACGUACUCCCUCGUUCUCCCAUUUCUGUCACAUGGACAGAUCCUCCGCUGGAAUCCUUCUGUCCGCUGCUACAUUCAAGCUCCAAAUACCAAUCCACACGCUAAUGCUUCUGUUCUGUUCAACAUAAAAACCACUUAUCGACCACCAUCUUCUUCACUAAUACCAACCAGCCACUAUCUCUUCUCCACACGAACCAUCCUUCGUUCGCCCUUCAUUCUCCGACCCAGCUUCCUCUGUUCCGCUCACAGACCCAACGAACAACCUCCGAUCAACUUCAUCUCCACGUCACAACCUCUGUCAACUGCACACCAGCUACGCCGCUGUCCACCAACCUUCGAAGCUGUUAUUCCAGUUCUGGCUGCACCUUACCUCUGUUCAACAAUCAUCUCCAUUUUUUAG